CGAAACCAAAGAAAUCGUCUAAGAAGUCGAAAGAGAAGAACACGCGUUCGAGUAAGAAAAAUCGACUGACAGAGAAUAUGAUGCGAAGUAAUCAUGAAACGCGUAAGGUAUUGACGAAGGAGGUGAGAAUCGAGACGUGGCAUCAGAUGCUACAGUUGGAUGCUGAGAUCUACAAUAUUAACCUCACGAAGCGGACCAAGAGGAAAGCUGAGGAGAAGCAGCUUCGUAAUCUCGUUCUACACAGACUAGACGAAUAUUAUUUUGCGAGAGUAGGGCACAUUACGCCUGUACAGAAGAUGAUCGAUGCCAUUUUCGAUUUACGGAGAGUAGAGAGGAACGUGAGUAGAGGUACGAUCAAGUCCGAGUUCAACAAGCUGAUGUUAGGGAGAGGGGAAACCCUCGACGCCUUCUUUGGGCGAAUGGACGAACUCACCUACGAUUUUAAGAUGCAAACGAAAGGAGAAGAGAUUCCCGAGCCAGAGAUCUUCGAUAGGAUAGUAGAGGCGACAGAGUCUAUCUAUACAGAGCUUAGGGUUAUUCUUAAGUCUAAGGGCGAAUAUCCUAAGACGAGUCUCGCUGACCUUAAGUUGUUGUUGUUACAGCUGGAAUCCGAACGGAGAGGCGGGCCACAGCAGGCCAACUACGUCAGCCACCGGCCAGUAAUUAGACGGAGCGACGGAAAACCUCAACCGAGACCGCCUCAGAACGCCGCUUCCUUACCGAGACCGCCCGAUCACAAUUGUUACAAUUGUUCUGACCCAGAUCAUUACGACUACGAAUGUUUGAAGUGGGAAGACGGACCGAGAUGUUUUCGCUGUGCAGAGUGGGGUCACUUCGGAACUACGUGCAACAAUCCCCGCGUCUUCUACAAACACGAAUUCGCAAAGUACCGAGAUUGUUCCCGAGAUAACCGAAUCAGAGAUACCAUCAACGGAGCAGCCCAGUUAAUCAGAGGUGAACGGCAGCCGGAAGAUUUUAUGGGUAUACCGAGAUUCGAACGUGAUGCACGAAACGACAUCGAAGAAAAUCGUCGGAGACAUCAAUCGUCGAGCUGUUACCGAUCCCCGAACCGCGACGAACAACAUCGCAGCCGCUCAUCCCCACCGAGGGAAACCGAUAAGAGUAGCCGGAGCGCUUCAAACAGAGAUGAAUCACCGACAGAGAAUCACCGACAGAGCCCAUCGACGCGUUCGUCAGCCAGCGGUCCAUCACCGCCCGGACGCGGUCGCUCUAGAUCUCGACCGGAGGGAGCGCAACGCCUACGUAAUUUCCCUGCGAUGCUUGUUGAUCCGCACGUAGAAGAGGAGUCGCCGUAUACAUCGUUUCUACUGAUGGAAUUACCAGACAUCGACGUUAAUUCACUUAACGGAACGCAGGCCGGUUUAAUCUACAACCACAUCGCAAAGUGGGAACAGAUGUUAGCCUGGUUCCGACCGCGAGUAGAACUGAGAAUCCACGUGAUCAACGUCGAAGCGAGAAAACCAACAGAGAUCGAGCCCGUAUUUGAUAUAGGUGGCGUCGAGUACUCGUCGUUCUUGGACACUGUCGAACCUGCCAUCAUUGGCCAACCGAUGGUACAACCGCCGCCUGGUUUUCCGCCGAUACCACCAGUCCCGAAGCCGCUUUACCUGGAACAUACGAAAGAACAGACGAUGUUGCCGUUUUCCAACACACCGCAGCCAGGAACAAGCGCUUCGACGUCGAAAACAGAGAAACAGAUCGAAAUGAACCCAAUCGGGUGUAUUAAGGCGCCGGAAAAUAAAACAGAGAAAGGAUCAAGCCCGAACAAACCGCAAACGAAAGCCGCGAAGAAAGAAGGCACUUCAACGGACGAAAUUUUCAAAAAGGUCCGUGAACAGAAUCCGAACGCCGGUAAAUCGCCUUUGAAUCUUGGAAAGGUGUAUAAUCCACGCAGGGACGUGAGGACACCGAGAAAGACGGAUACAAACAGAGAAGGCCCGGAACAUCGAAAACCGACAAAACCGAUCAAACUCGAUCGUACAAUUGCGGCACCGAAACCCCCAACCCCGCCACCGAUGCCGGAAAAACCGCUGUGGGAAGUUAAGUCGACGAAAACGGUUGCCGAAGCCGAAAUGGAUACGACGGCCCAAUCCGAGGCGAAAACCGACGACGAAUGGAACAAGCCAGGCCCGAGUUCAGCACAGGGCAAUGCAAUAGAGAAGCCGCAUUUAAACUCGUUAGGCCAAGAUAUGAAUGCGCCGCGGCCACGCACGCCCGAAAUAAUCCGGCAAAACCUAAUGAUUCGGCCGGAUAUUCCAACCGAAGAAGUAUGGGAAACCGACGACGGAGAAGUGAUUGAUCGACGGAGAGCGAAUUAUCGUUCCGUUAAUUUCAUGUACGUGAAACAAAUCAUGGAAUUGAACUUCACGAAGGUCAACGAGAGGCUCACCGAGAUUGAAACGCGCCUUCACCGAGAGCAGGUCCCUGACGAAGCAGACGAGGGAAGGCCGAUGCCGGAAGCCGAGACGGCCCUGUUAACCAGGCAACAGGAGGAGUUAAACGACGCAGCGAUGGCGAUUACGCGCGUAUUGGAAGACCCUGGUUCCAUUGAAGACGCUAUUGAAGGUCUGCAUCAAUUAAUUGAGAUGUCGCGUAUUUACCAUUUUGCGCUAGAUGAACACCCGCAACGCGUAUUGAUGAUGCUGCGAACAGAGAACCUGACUAUUGACGAACGGAGACGCCAGAGAAAUCGCGAACGGAGACACCGGAAUCGAGCGCAUCGCCGAAACGCCGAUAACGUAGACGACGGCAUUGACGUCGAUUAUAUUUCCGAUUCUGAAGAUCGUGGUCCAGGCGAUGCUGCGCCGAAUUUUCAAUUACUAGGCGAACGUUUACUUGACGAAGCUUAUCAACGGAGAAAUCAACACGAUAACGACGACCAACCAAUGGGAUAAACAGAGAGAAAACAGAGAGAAACUUUUAUUUGUAAUGUGUUGUUGAAUUGUUCCGAAUAUUCAUGUGUUGAAUCUGUGUUCCUGUUUAUUUGAAUUUUGUGAUUUAUUUGUUCCUGUUAAUUAUAAGCUGUAAAUAUGUUUUUGCGAAAGAUGAGUCGCGCAGGGAGGGAGUGUUAGCCGCCAGGCUGCGCUCCUCAACACAGAGAUACUCCGCCCGUGUAACGCGGCCCUGCCGCGCUACGAGCUACGUACGCUCGUGUAACUAUUCGCACUUGCUGUUUUGUUAUACUACGUGUUAGAUGUGUUCUCCGUGUAUCCGAGUAUUUUGUUGUUUGAUGAAGUAUUGUUUUGUUUGAUUAAUAUAUUAAUUUGUCAAUUAAUAUUCACCGUGUCGACUCGUUAUUUUCGUAAUUAUCAAUUACUCAAGUUCUCGCCGAUAUCAAUUAGUACCAUCACUCAUCCCCUCUGGUUGCUCCAUAUAAAUAGGCUUUUCCAAAUAACCAUGCAAGAAAGCACUUUUCACAUCCAUCUGUACAGCAUGAUAUUUCUUAUGAUUUGCAACACUCAACAUAGUUCUAAUCGUUGAUCCUCUCGCCACUGGAGAAAAUGUCUCAGUAAAAUCCACCUCACCUUGAGCACAACCUUUUGCCACCAAACGAGCUUUAUACCUUUUAACAUUUCCUUUUACAUCAAGUUUCUUGUCAAAUACCCACUUAUUUGGAAUCACUUUUACAUCCUUAGGCCUAUCUACAAGUUCCCAUGUUCCAUUCUUUUCUAAACUUUUCAAUUCUUCAUUCAUGGCCUCUUUCCAUUUUUCACAAUCAUCGUCUGUUUCAACUUCCUUCACAUUACUAGGUAUCUCAUCAGCACAAGUCAAUGCCGCAUACACUUGAUAAUCUUUAAAACGAGCAGGCAUGGUGGUAUUUCUCUUAGGUUUCGUUUCAGCUAGAGUCGGCUCUCUUUCUUCUUCAACAUGCUCAUUUUCAUUAUCGAUUACAUCAUCAAUUUCUAGCUCUUCAUCACUACUAUCGUUUUCCAAUACAUAAGGUAUAUUUUUAGUUUCGUUUUUAUCAGCUGCUACAUCCUUGAUAUUUUCUGACUCAUUAAACGUCACAUGCCUACCUAAUAUAACCUUCUUGUCACGAAUGCUCCAUAACCUAUAGGCAUUUUCCGAGUAGCCUAUAAAAAUACACUUUUUACUGGUAUCAUCGAAUUUUUCUCUCUCAUGCUUAUUAAUAAAAUUAUAAGCCACACAACCAAACAUCUUAAUUCUUUCAAAAUCUGGUUUGUAUCCAAACAUCAACUCUAUAGGCGUUUUUCCAUGUAUUGUUGGGCUCCUGUUCAUAAUAUACACACCACUCCUCACAGCUUCUCCCCAAAACGAUUUUGACAAUUUUGAUUCACACAGCAAAGCCCUACCUCUCUCAAUUAUCAACCUAUUAUAACGUUCUGCCUUUCCAUUUUGCUGAGGACAAAAACCUGCAGUAAAUUGCUGCCUAAUACCAUUCUCGAAACAAUACUGUUUAAAUUUAUUUGACAUAAACUCGCCUCCCCUAUCUGAUCUCAAAAUUGCUAUUUUUACACCACUAAACAGAGCUGUCAUUCGUUUAUGGAAUCCAAUAAAAAUAUCACACGCUUCACUCUUCUCUUUUAACAAAUAAACCUCAGUAUAAUUAGUAUAAUCAUCAAUUAAAGUCAUAAAAUAAUUGUACCCAUCAUAGGUAGCUGGUGUUAUUUUACCACACAAAUCAGUAUGAAUAAUUUGAAGGGGGCGAGUGGCCUUCGGAGAUGUACCUACAAAAGGGUUUUUCGUUUGCUUACUCAAAACACAA
Messenger RNA from Planococcus citri (citrus mealybug), 4747 nucleotides. RefSeq lists its product as uncharacterized. Bases 78 to 2915 code for a protein of 945 amino acids. The record is from RefSeq and is a predicted model, not a curated record. The transcript is spliced from 3 exons. NCBI's taxonomy places the organism in Eukaryota, Metazoa, Arthropoda, Insecta, Hemiptera, Pseudococcidae. Gene Ontology annotation, molecular function: zinc ion binding; nucleic acid binding.